ACGCAGGCUUGUUUCGGUGGCGAGGAUUCAAUUGAACUCGUCUCAGUUGAGCAGACAGGCGAACGACAGCAACUGAAUGCUGUUGCUGGAACACCGUAUAUAAGCUACGCAAGAGUUCCAGCGGAAGCUUUGCGAGCUGUUGGUAUUGAUCUCGAAAAUCCUGGUGAAAUAACGGAAGAACAGUUGAACAGCAUUUUGGCUCUGGCUGGUCCAAGUACAUUUCAGCCAGAUUUGAAACAUCAUCAAAAUCAUUAUCAACGACAAAUUCAUCAACAGCACAAUCAAGAGAACUGCCAGCAGCGGGAUCGCCCUCAAAAUCAACAUCGGCAGCCUCAUCAACAGGAACAUAAUUAUCAGCAUUAUCAUCAUCAACAACAACAAAAUCAUCAACAAAACCCAGAGCAGUAUCAUCAUCGGCCUGUCUAUGAAAAUGACAUACCGUCAGUGCUAUCGCCAUUGCCAGAAAACGAUGCGGUUGAUAAAUUUAGCCUGGUUUUUCUCGAUGAUGGCUCCUUGAAACUUUCGCAUCCGGCGUUGCAGAGGGAUUUCCUCUUUUCGGCACAGCAAUUAGCGACGGAGAAUAUCGAUGUGCAUAAUUUGACUGAUGAAAAUUUGGACAGGAUUCUUCAGAUAGCAAUGGAAUCGUGA
Molecule: messenger RNA, 648 nt
Organism: Gongylonema pulchrum
Lineage: Eukaryota; Metazoa; Nematoda; Chromadorea; Rhabditida; Gongylonematidae
Source: the annotation of a GenBank genome assembly